AAGAAAAGUAUAAAAAGUCAGGUCAUGUCACUUUCCCCCAACUUAUUACACAUUAUACAAGGACUAGUUUAGUGUACAUGUUUUGAUCACAAUACAAUUACCAUUUGUCACACCUUUAUAUUUUGGAUUAACUAAUCUAUGGGUUCCAAAGUAGUUGAUCUUUUCUUGGUGAUACUAGUGUUGUCCAUAACCAGAGUGGUAGCGGCAAAAGCAAAAGUUGCAGGCGACGAGUGCAGGACAAAGAGAUGUUCCCGUCAUGGUCCAGGAAUUCGGUUUCCAUUUCAUCUCAAAGACAGGCAGCCUGAGCAUUGUGGCCUCCCUGGUUUCCGAGUUUCUUGUGAUGGAGGAGAAACACUUCUGGAGUUGCAAUACCUUGCAAACACAUCCCUGCAAGGAAUCCAGCUCUUCCUUUCUACAGGGACAACCGUUGAUUCAAUUAACUACAAAUCUCAAAAGAUAAUACUUAGUAAUUUCUCCUUUCAGCCUAAAAUUAACAACGUGACACUGGUUUCCACGUCAACUUCAUGGACGUCUGCAAUAGUUCCUCCCCCCUUUGGAGGAGAAAGAUCUUAUACAAAUAUCAAUACUACAUUUGCCAGUUGUUCGUCAGGAGUUGUAGGUCAGCUGGACCUUCUUCUCACUUCCCUCAGUGGACAAGCUUUCCAGGUUUACUAUUUUGACGGCCUGGUAGGCUUUGAUCAACCAUCAAUAACAUCAUGUACCAAGGUUUUUAAUUCUUCUUUCCCAUUUUAUAUGUUGGGAGGAGGGACUGCAACCCUCAAUUGGUCAGCUCCGAAUUGUGGGAAAUGUGAAGCCAAGGGGGAGUACUGUAAACUGACGGAGAAUAGUACCAGUAGUAACGUCGGAAUAGCUGAUUACAGUACUGUAUGUUUAUCUAGAGGUCAUGGUUCAAUCAAGGCAAUUGCAGGAAUAAUUCCAGGUGCCACUCUUACUGUGCUUGUCCUUGUAGUAUUACUGUAUUAUAUAAUUAGAUCAUAUAGACGAAAGAAAUAUGACGCGCUGAAAAUUGAAAUGUUCCUGAGGGAUUACAAAGCCAUGAAACCAACAAGAUAUUCCUAUGCUGACAUCAAGAAAAUCACGAGACAGUUUAGUAAUAAAUUAGGACAGGGAGGUUUUGGGUCGGUGUACAAAGGUCACAUUACCAAGGACAUCAUUGUUGCAGUUAAGAUACUUAAUAAUGAUCCGAAAGCUAAUGGAGAAGAUUUUAUCAAUGAAGUAGGCACUAUAGGGCGAAUCUAUCAUGUUAAUGUGGUUCGCUUGGUAGGGUAUUGCGCUGAUGGCUGCAAUCGAGCUCUUGUUUACGAGUUCCAACCUAAUAAUUCUUUAGAAAAGUUCACAUACUCUGGUCAAAAUCACAAGAACAAUUUCCUUGGCUGGGAGAAGCUGCAAGAGAUUGCUAUAGGCAUAGCUAAAGGAAUUGAAUAUCUUCACGAAGGAUGCGCACAGCAGAUCCUGCAUUUCGAUAUCAAGCCUCAUAAUAUCUUGUUGGACCAAAAUUUCACUCCCAAAAUUUCUGAUUUUGGUUUGGCCAAGUUGUGUUCCAAGGACCAGAGCAUUGUGUCUAUGACUAUGGCUAGAGGAACCAUUGGCUAUAUUGCACCAGAAAUAUUUUCCAGGAAUUUUGGAAAGGCAUCAUCCAAAUCAGAUAUUUAUAGCUUCGGAAUGUUAUUACUUGAAAUGGUGGGAGCAAGGAACAAUACCACAGUGGAAAAUAGCACUGAAACAUACUUUCCUGAAUGGAUAUAUCAUCGUUUGGAGGAAGGUGGAGAAGUGGCAAUCCAAAUAGAAAAACAAGAAGAUUCGAACAUCGCAAAAAAGCUAACAAUUGUGGGACUAUGGUGCAUAGGUUGGCAUCCGGUGGACAGACCUUCAAUCAAGCAUGUCAUCCAUAUGCUAGAAAGACCGGAAUGUCCUGCAAUGCCUCCUAAUCCUUUCGGACCAUCAAAUGUAAGGUCAUUUAAAAGUGAUCUAGAAGUAAUUUCUGAAUCUGAGUGAAAACAAAUGUGUAUAAAUGUUGGUUAGCUCAGAUGAGAGCAUUUUCACGUGAAAAUAAUUGUUCUGCACUUCUUGUAUACAUUGUUCUACACUUCAUGACAUUUGCAGAACAAUAGAGAUUAUAAUUGAUUUUUCAUGAAA
This is a messenger RNA of Daucus carota subsp. sativus, 2157 nucleotides long. RefSeq names its product rust resistance kinase Lr10. NCBI's taxonomy places the organism in Eukaryota, Viridiplantae, Streptophyta, Magnoliopsida, Apiales, Apiaceae. Bases 139 to 2016 code for a protein of 625 amino acids. Gene Ontology annotation, biological process: protein phosphorylation. The transcript is spliced from 2 exons. Gene Ontology annotation, molecular function: protein kinase activity; polysaccharide binding; ATP binding. The record is from RefSeq and is a predicted model, not a curated record.